AUGCAUCGGCUCGCUAACCGAUUUUCGCCAGACGACAACAUCUCGGCACAUCAACGGUUGUUCAUCGCCAUCGAUGGCUAUUCAUCGCCAUCCUCGUCUGCACGUCCUACACGAUACAAGUCCACGUUGCAAAGCGGUGGUGGCGGUGGUGGCGGUGGUGGUGGUGGUGGCGGCGGCGGUGGCGGCGGUGGUGGCGGUGGUGGCGGUGGCCGCUUCCGUGCAGGACCCUCGCCACUGGAUGGCGUUAAAUACAACAUUUCCUGCAAGGUCUCCAUAGUCACGCACGGGCUGCAGAGCAGCAGCGAGACACUGCUGCACGAGCUGCUGCUCGUGAAGACCCAGAGUACGGGGCUGCGGAGCAGCACCACCACCGAGACCCGGAGGGCUGGGCUGUGGGGCAGCACCACCACCAAGGCCCGGAGCGCAGGGCUGCGGAACAGCAGCGUAACACUGCUGCACGAGCUGCUGCCCGUCAAGAUCCGGAGCGCAGGGCUGCAGAACAGCAGCGUAACACCGCUGCACGAGCUGCUGCCCAUCAAGAUCCGGAGCGCAGGGCUGCAGAACAGCAGCGUAACACCGCUGCACGAGCUGCUGCCCGUCAAGAUCCGGAGUGCAGGGCUGCAGAACAGCAGCGUGACACCGCUGCACGAGCUGCUGCCCGUCAAGAUCCGGAGCACAGGGCUGCACAACAGCAGCGUAACACCGCUGCACGAGCUGCUGCCCGUCAAGAUCCAGAGCGCAGGGCUGCGGAACAAGAGCGUGACACCGCUGCACACGCACAGGGCCGUGCUCAGGUGCAUGCAAUACAGCAUCCACAAGCCAGCUUGCUUGAACGCUUGCGGAACCUCAUGCGGUUUCCCUGUUUGCACGAGGGCCAGCACCCACGGCCGCCUGAUUUUCUGGAGGCCAUUCCGGAAGGGCGCGUGCAGGAUUUGCCCGGCGUGCUCGGAGGAACAGUCCACGCUCCGUGCCUGGCUUGACAUUCCCAAUGUGGACCUUUUGCGCGCCGACAUCAUGUGCACCGCCGCAGUGCCGCGUCAUGCGCAUCCGGUUCUGCCGGCUCGGUAUCGUAUCGGCAGAUCCGAACGCGCGAGUAGUGCUGGCAUCGGUGGUGACCCUGAUCGAGCGGCAUUCGUAGAUGAAGAUGCGUUAGCAGUUGACAGCGACGUUGGAGACAACGGGACUAAUGAGCCAGGUGCUGCAGAUGACGCGGCCACAAUGCAGCUACCUCCGGAAUUACAACCCCAUCCACCGCGGGUGCAGCCGCGGCCUUGCGUCGAUGACCCAAUAAGUGUGGAGGUUCCGUUUUGCAUGCGUCUUGAUACAGAGUUGCCGAACCGGACCGUGUUCCGACACGAUGAUGCUCCGGAUGAAUUCACCAUCUGCACCUCGUGCGAGAAGGCACUCGCAGCACGCCGAAUACCUGAAGCGGCUUUGGCACGACUCGAUCCGGGUGACGUGCCAUCUGUUAAUCACCUGGGCGAUCCCUUGCCUGCGCCCACGUUCGUGGAGAGUCAACUGCUAGGGCGGGGCCGUCUCAUGCAGCAGCUCAUGAUUGUACAUCUCGCGGGCCGCCCUCCCGAGGUAUUGCCAUGUGCCGUUCAAUCUCAUGGCAUCGCGGUCGUAAACCCUGACCCCAAUAUGCUACGGGGCCAGUUGCCCGCGCGUGUUGCGGAUUUGGCUGGCGCUUUCACGGUGGUUUGCGUGGAUCAAGUCCGAGACCGGCAGGACUUGCUGGAUCGUGUCCGCCGUGCACCAGGCCUGAAAGUGCGUGGCAACGUCGUCGUCGCCUGGGUGCGUUUCCUUCAACAUAACGAUGAAGAUGAAGGUGCAGUGGAUGAAGAAGCUAUACAGGAGUAUGAGCGUAUGGGAUGCAUUGCACAAGUACCGGAAGCACUGCUGCGCUCCGCAAUCGGUCCUACCGAUCCGGAAGUUGCUGGUGUACUGCGAAGUACCUUCCUACACGACCGUACCGGUGCUGCUGGUGUACGGCAGCUGCAUGAAACGUUGCAAGGAAACAUCGUUGGUAAUAACUUUGAUGGCGGUGGCGUUUAUGGUUCACCACUUGAGACAGCUGGACCGACCGGCACAGCUAAUGAUAUCCUUCAUGAUGCUGGCGCCUAUGGACCACCGCUUCGUACAGGUCCCGAUGUACCCGCGCCUGGAACGACCACCUCCGACACUCGCAUGGCAGGCGAUCCUGCUGAUGCCAAUCUGGGCAUCCCGAAUGAACUGGAGGUGGUCCUUCCACAACCAGCUCCUGUUCCGACGGACGGCACCGACUUUGAUAACCGGCCCAACGUGGUGCACGACUUGCUCACCGGGCGUGCACGUCUCGCGUUCGCUGCUGGCGGCCGUGGUGCUCAGAUCCUGGAUGACCGCCAUCCAGCCAUCCUCAACGUCUGCUUCCCGGUUUCGUUUCCAUAUGGUUUGUCCGGACAACGGCCACCGGGUAUGUCGUUCGCCUCGUAUUGCAGCCACCUCGUACGGAGGGUGCCACGGGCGCAGUUCAGCGGUAACUUGAUGCUGCUUGCCCGAAUGUAUGAUAUCAGCAUGCGGCAGCAAAGCAUGGCGCAGCGACGGCACCUGCUGUCGCAACAGUCACCCGUGGUGCGUGCCCUCCUGGAUGGCGCACGCGCCAGCCUGCUACGAAUCGACCUUACGGAUGCCUACUACAACGGUGCAAAAGCCACGAUGCGUGCGGCUGCCCUCACUAUUGGCUGGCCGCCAUUGUUCUUCAAUCUGAACCCGGCGGACAUGCACGCUAGCUGUGCCGUUGUAGCCUCCGGUCAGGUCAUAGAUUUUGAUGAUGCCGGGCAUCCGACCCAUAUCAGCAGCACGGUGGAAAAGUGGCGCCGCGUCAAAGAAGACCCGCACAGCUGUGCGGCGCUGCUCAUCGCCACCAAAGAGGUGUUGGUGGAACACCUGUUUGGCUUCACGCCUGGAGCAAUGCGACAAACUGACCCCAACUGUUUCUGUGGGGUCGUAUUUGAGGUAGUCGUCAAAAUCGAGCAGAGCGGACGAUUGGCACUACACCUGCACGGAGUCGCACACCUCCAGUACUUCGCGCUGGACAACCUCCAAGCGUUAUUCUGCGGUCCGAAUUGCCGAGCUCUGGCGCUUGCAUACGCGUUGUGCGAAAUGUGGUACCCCUCGCCGUACUAUGCUCCGACACCGACCAAUGAAAUGCAGCCUCUCGUCAUGGGUAUGUCUAAUACGGAAGCGCAGCAACACGGCUUGUCCGUGCCAGAAGUACAGGCAAAUUGCCCACCUGCCGCGUACGACUUUGAAUGCCUGGCAGGUUCAACAUGCAAGCGGCACGGCUGCCGUGGCACCGACGACAGCUGCGGCAUGGCCUUUCCCCGAUUUAUCCGCACAGCUUUCCAGUGGGCGCGCCGCAAAGGAGCGCGUUUGGUCAGCUGGAAUGCGGACCACGUCCCGGUUAGGCAACAUGGCGCAACCCAACAACAGGCGCUCUCACACGUCGAAAAGGCUGUCGCAAUGCGAGUAAAAGACGCCACCUUCGACCACACCACCGCCGACACUUGGUACUACGAGGGUGCACGCUACACCCUACUCGACACCACAGCUGCCGACGCCGGCGCGUGCCACAACAAUGAAGUCGAGGCGUGUGGCCUGCUUACCAACAGCCGUGAACCGCCCGACGACGGCCGCGGCCCGUACUGGCGCCUCCACUACCUACCCGCAGCCGUCUUGGUCCGUCCCAUUAAAGGGCACGCGCCCAAAGCGGUGCUAGCAGACUUAUCGGACUUCGCAGCCAAAGGUGCUGCCUUCGCCAUCGUACCAUGGCCCUCACCGGCAGCAAACAUCACUGUGCCAGCCGCCAACACCGGCACCACCACCAAAAAUGUACGUCGAGUCAAUGUACCGCUUGGUGACUACUACGCCGUCACCGACUACUUCGUACAGGGCCGUAGCUUCAAGGAAGAAUGCUGGGUCGCAGACCUUUCCGUCCCGCCCGGUGGCCUCAAGCGUGCAACCAUGUACGUGUUGCUCACCCGCUACAAGACACUCGACCACAUCCGCCUCCUGCGCCCGCUCUCUACCACACCCGAUGAACGAACACGAGUCGUCAAACAGUUCAUGGCAGCAACCAAGCUGGACCCCGACCUGGCGGCCGAACUCCGCCUCCUGGAUCGCCGUGCAACCGAAACACGUGAACGCUAUACGACCGAGUACAAACAUGCCAGAAACCUAGAGGAGCGUUGGACCUCCGCAGCCAACACCACCUGA
Molecule: messenger RNA, 4254 nt
Organism: Volvox carteri f. nagariensis
Lineage: Eukaryota; Viridiplantae; Chlorophyta; Chlorophyceae; Chlamydomonadales; Volvocaceae
Exons: 13
Coding region: 1-4254 (1417 amino acids)
Source: RefSeq, a predicted model, not a curated record